UUUUACUCAAGAACCAGGAAAUGAAACUUGAGUAGAGUGAAACACUCACAUACGGUAUAAUCCUGCAUUCGUCUGUCAGUAUAGCGGGUGAGAAUAAUCUUAUUUGAAACACUAGACAAGCUACCUAUCUUAAUAUUGAACAUUUUAUAUAUGUCCCCUGUAGCUCAGUUGGUAGAGCAUGGCGCUUGCAACGACAGGGUUGUGGGUUCAUUUCCCACGGGGGGCCAGUAUGAAAAAUGUAUGCACUAACUGUAAGUCGCUCUGGAUAAGAGCGUCUGCUAAAUGACAAAAAUGUAAAAUACUGUUUUGUUUACUAGUCUGUACUUGAGAACGUUAUAAUGCUAUUCUAAUACUAUUGGAUCAUUGAUUCUGGAUACUUUGAAUAGUUAUUUAAACAUUACAAUUUAAAAUUUACAAAAUAAUUUUCAAGAUGGCUAGUCCUUACUAAUUAUUUUUGGGAUUACAGCUCAUUUAUCAGAGGUGUAUUCAGCUGCAGUUUGAUCACUAUGGCUUUGAAGGGGUACACCAAGCAGAAGAACAAAACAAAUUCACCAUACUACUUAGAAAACAUUCUUGAGACUAAUGAGCAUCCCGAGGAUCACAGAGAAUAUGUGAUGUUCCAUGGCACCACAAAAGAGGCUACAGAGUUGAUUAAGAAGAAUGGUUUCACACCAUCAACCGAAGAACUUGGGCUUGGUGUGUAUGUAAGUCGAGAUUUCGGAAAAGCAAUGAAAUACCCCCUUGGUGUUUCCAACUCUAAGAGAAGAGUACUAAAAGUCAGAGUGGAUGUAGGGAAGGUGAAGAUCAUAGACCAGCAGGGUCACCCCAUGCAGAAGACCUGGCACACCGAGCAUGGAUAUGACACCGCCUGGGUUCCACCAGGGGCCAGUAUGAUGCUGAGCAAUGAACAGGGGAACUGUGUCUACGACCCAAAGAGAAUCAAAGUCAUGCAGGUCAUGAAAGUAAAAGAAAACAACAUGUAAGUAUAAAAUAAACUGUUGAUAAAGCACUGCUAACUCUCUCUUGGUUUUACCUGUCAUGGUGUUGGACAACUUCACAGCAGUCAAUUGUGUUAUUGUGGCUUUCCACUGGAAUUGUUUUAUUUUAAUUGUUUUAAUUGUUUUAAUUGUUUUAUAGCCUAUUUGUGGAGGGCUUACAAAUUAGUUUGAGAUAUUUUGCCUCAAACUUAAAAUACUGCAACUAUAGAAGGUUGUACUUUUAUCACAAUUCUGCAGACUGUCUCCCUGUCUAACAGAUCUAGACACCGUCAUCUUCAGAGUGGAGUCACCCCUGAGGACAGCCACGUCUAUGUGAUGUAUCAUGGAACAUCAAAACAGGCUGCAGUAGAAAUACAGAGAAAUGGAUUCAAACCAUCCACAGAUGGCAUGCUUGGUGCGGGUGUCUAUGUCAGUCGAGACAUCAGAAAAGCCAUUAAAUACCCCAUUGGUGCUGAUGACUCAGACAGGAUGGUUCUGAAAGUGAAGGUGGAUGUUGGCAGGGUUAAGAUCAUUGAUGUGCAGGGUCACGACAUGCAAUACAACUGGCAUACUAAGCAUGGGUAUGACACUGCCUGGGUUCCACCUGGUGUUGACAUGGUGCGGAGCAACCAACAGGAGAACUGUGUCUACGACCCAACGAGAAUCAAAGUCAUGGCAUUGCUGAAAGUGGCCAUCUUGAAAAAGUAUGGAAUAUUGAACUACUCUCACAAAUCACUAGAUGGACGUUUUUAUUUUCCUAGAAGGCUCGCACUUGAAAUAUAAACCCCACUACUUGCAGGUUUUAAAAGAUACGUUUUGUAUUUGUUUCUCUGUCCUCAGGUUAAACCCGUCACUGGAGGUGGAGGUUUGAAGGUGUUCUACAUUCAAGGAGCAUUACACUUCAUGUUCAUCUGGAUAAGAGGAUAUAGCAUGCUGUUAUAGCUAGACAUUCAAUAUUGCAUAGGAAGAAGCUAUAUUUUGCAAUAGGUUUACUGAUUAUUGGCAAUCUACGUACUGUAUAUGCAAUCAAUAUAACCAUAUCCCAUUUCAAAAAUCUAAUCAAUGAUAUUCACUUUAUGUAAAUUAGGCGUGUAUCAAUGAUCAUAAUUGUUCGAAAUAAUUUUCUUCCUAUAAUAAAUCUCAUGUAAACCUCUAAAAGUUA
Molecule: messenger RNA, 2139 nt
Organism: Coregonus sp. 'balchen'
Lineage: Eukaryota; Metazoa; Chordata; Actinopteri; Salmoniformes; Salmonidae
Source: the annotation of a GenBank genome assembly